Messenger RNA from Lagenorhynchus albirostris (white-beaked dolphin), 2211 nucleotides. RefSeq names its product heat shock protein family A (Hsp70) member 12A (gene HSPA12A). The transcript has 13 exons. Lineage: Eukaryota; Metazoa; Chordata; Mammalia; Artiodactyla; Delphinidae. The record is from RefSeq and is a predicted model, not a curated record. The coding region runs from base 111 to 2126 and encodes 671 amino acids.
ACCCGGCGGCUCAGACCCGGCCCGAGCGCCCGCGGAGAACACGGACAGGGACCUGCACGGCCACGGGCGCUGCGCCGGAGGCUCCUCUCGCGGGCGGGGGCUGCGCUACCAUGGCGGACAAGGAGGCCGGCGGCAGCGACACUGGGCCCCGAGAAAUGGCCCCUACAUCUGCAUAUUCAUCUCCAGCCCGGAGUCUGGGGGACACAGGAAUAACACCUCUGUCCCCUUCCCACACUGUGAACGAUGCCGACCCAAACGUCUCUGAGCAGCAGACGUUUCUCGUGGUGGUGGCUGUCGACUUUGGGACCACAUCCAGCGGCUAUGCCUACAGCUUCACCAAGGAGCCAGAAUGCAUCCACGUAAUGAGGCGAUGGGAAGGAGGCGACCCUGGGGUGUCCAACCAGAAGACUCCGACCACCAUCUUGUUGACUCCGGAGAGGAAGUUCCACAGUUUCGGGUAUGCCGCCAGGGACUUCUACCACGACCUGGAUCCCAACGAGGCCAAGCAGUGGCUGUACCUGGAGAAGUUCAAGAUGAAGCUGCACACCACUGGGGACCUCACCAUGGAUACAGACCUGACGGCAGCAAAUGGCAAGAAAAUCAAAGCUCUUGAAAUCUUUGCUUAUGCCCUGCGGUACUUUAAGGAACAAGCGCUGAAGGAGCUGAGCGAUCAGACGGGUUCAGAGUUCGAGAACUCUGAUGUCAGAUGGGUUAUCACAGUGCCUGCCAUCUGGAAACAGCCUGCCAAGCAGUUCAUGAGACAAGCUGCCUACCAGGCAGGCCUGGCUUCCCCCGAGAACUCAGAGCAGCUCAUCAUUGCCUUGGAGCCCGAGGCGGCCUCCAUCUACUGCCGGAAGCUGCGGUUGCACCAGAUGAUCGAGCUGAGCAGCAAGGCCGCGGUCAAUGGGUACAGCGCCAGUGACACAGUAGGAGCUGGGUUUGCACAGGCUAAGGAACACAUACGACGUAAUCGGCAGAGUCGAACCUUUUUGGUGGAGAAUGUCAUAGGAGAAAUCUGGUCCGAGCUGGAGGAAGGUGACAAGUAUGUGGUAGUGGACAGUGGCGGUGGCACCGUAGACCUGACAGUCCACCAGAUACGGUUACCAGAGGGACACCUUAAAGAACUGUACAAAGCAACAGGUGGACCCUACGGAUCUUUAGGAGUAGAUUAUGAAUUUGAAAAGCUUCUGUGUAAAAUAUUCGGGGAGGAUUUUAUCGAGCAAUUCAAAAUCAAGCGUCCUGCGGCCUGGGUUGACUUAAUGAUUGCAUUUGAGUCUCGCAAAAGGGCAGCUGCCCCGGACCGAACUAACCCUCUGAAUAUCACCCUGCCCUUCUCCUUCAUUGACUACUACAAGAAGUUCCGUGGGCACAGUGUGGAGCACGCCUUGAGGAAGAGCAAUGUGGAUUUUGUGAAGUGGUCCUCGCAGGGGAUGCUGAGGAUGAGUCCAGAUGCCAUGAAUGCCCUUUUUAAGCCGACCAUCGAUAGCAUCAUUGAGCAUCUCCGGGACCUGUUUCAGAAGCCGGAAGUGUCCACGGUCAAGUUCCUCUUCCUGGUGGGCGGCUUCGCCGAGGCGCCCCUCCUGCAGCAGGCGGUGCAGGCUGCCUUCAGCGACCAGUGCCGUAUCAUCAUCCCCCAGGACGUGGGCCUCACCAUCCUCAAGGGCGCCGUCCUCUUCGGCCUGGACCCCACUGUCAUCAAGGUGCGCCGGUCCCCGCUCACCUACGGGGUUGGGGUGCUGAACCGCUACGUGGAGGGCAAGCACCCGCCCGAGAAGCUGCUGGUGAAGGACGGCACUCGCUGGUGCACUGACGUCUUCGACAAGUUCAUCUCCGCUGACCAGUCCGUGGCCCUGGGCGAGCUGGUCAAGCGCAGCUACACCCCGGCCAAGCCCUCCCAGCUGGUCAUUGUCAUCAACAUCUAUAGCUCUGAGCUCGACAACGUGAGCUUCAUCACCGACCCCGGGGUGAAGAAGUGCGGCACGCUGCGCCUCGAUCUCACGGGGGCCAGCGGCACUGCCGUGCCCACCCGCAGGGAGAUCCAGACCCUCAUGCAGUUCGGGGACACUGAGAUCAAGGCCACGGCCGUGGAUGUAGCCACCUCCAAGAGCGUCAAGCCACUGGCAUGAAGAAUAAAUCAAAAGCAGCUCCUGGGGCAGUGAGGCCAUUGUUAUCAAAAGACUCAAAACUGCUGGGCCAAAGGAUGAACUGAGC